This is a messenger RNA of Aureobasidium uvarum, 1119 nucleotides long. NCBI's taxonomy places the organism in Eukaryota, Fungi, Ascomycota, Dothideomycetes, Dothideales, Saccotheciaceae. The record is from the annotation of a GenBank genome assembly.
AUGCCUACCUUGUCACUAUCAACGUUGUUCGCUCUAUCCUCCGUAGCAGGAGCAUGGCCGCACUUUGGUCCUCCUGGACCUCCCCUCCACUCUGGCGCACCGCCCCCACCUCCACCUCCACCUCCACCUCCGGGUGGCCCCAAGCAACCUGCCUGGGGCCUCAAGAAGUUCACCAGUCUUGUCGCUUUCGGAGACAGCUACACGGAUGAUUCACGUCUCAAUUACUUUGGCUCUCACAACGGCAGCGCUCNNCCCCCAGUCGGUUGGGUCAACCCGGCCAAUUACCAUGCAGCAGAUGGCGGCCGUCCUUGGCCUCAAUACGUGGCUCAGUAUUCUGGCGCCAAGAUCUACAACUAUGCGGUUUCUGGAGCGGUUUGCAGUAACAACAUCACCCCUCGCACUUUUUCCAGCAUCAAUGCCGACUUCCCUGACGUCGAGGGCUAUGAAGUUCCUGCAUAUCUCGCAGACAGCAAGUACGUGUAUCCCAACGGCACAAAGGCGCUAGAUGUGCCUGUGGACAGCACCGUCUAUUCCAUCUGGAUCGGCACCAACGAUCUCGGCAACUACGCUUUCAUCGACGACAGCCAGGUUGCAGGCAAAGUCAUCCCCGACUAUAUUGAUUGCGUCUAUCAACAAUUCUCCACCCUCUACGACUCGGGAGCCAGAUACUUUGUGCUUCAGAAUGUGGCUCCCCUGCAGUUGAGCCCGCAGUAUGGAUUACCCAGCAAGGGAGGCUUGAAUGCUACGCAAUACUGGCCCGAGAAACCUGCCAACACCACAGAGAUAUCUGGACGCAUGUUGGAGACUACGACUACAGUCAACGAUGUCUACAAGUACCGUACACCCUACGACGUCCUUCUCGCCAACAAGUAUCCCGGCGCACAUUUUGCCCUAUUCGACAUGUAUGGUCUCUACUUAAACGGAACCAACCCUACCGUAACUGGCUACGUCAACCACUGCACUACAAACGGUACAGACUGUGUUGCUGCUGCCAACCCUGAUUCCUACCUUUGGUAUGAUCCUCUGCACCCCAGCGAGCAAGCCGACCGCAACUUUGCCAAAGCUUUUGUCGAUGUGGUGGGUGGAAACAGCAAGUGGGCUACUUAUUACUCUGCCUAG